AUGGACGCCACAGCAGCACCCACCACCCCAGCGGAGCGUCCCACCAAGAAGCUCUCCGAGUCGUCCGCUUACCUCGCCGAGAUAGUGGGCGAGGAGUCGCUAUUUGGGACGCGCAUGGCGGCCGGUGCGGUGCUCGACACGCUGGACAUCUGCGCGGGCUACACGGCCGCCAAGUUCUCCGGCUCGCGCGUGGUCACGCUGGCCUUCGAUCGCGUCGACCUCUCGCACCCCAUUCUCCACCAGGAUUUGGUGCGAGCUGAAGGGCGGGUGGUGAGCGUGGGGCGAUCGUCGAUGGUCGUGCACGUGCGGGCCUACAGGCAGGACCUGCUGUCGCGCCAGUUCGAGCUUGUGCAGGAGUCGUACGUGACGAUGGUGGCGGUGGACGAGAAGCUUCGGCCGAAUCCCAACAUUCCGGCCGUCGUCUACGAUGACGCCGAGGAGGAGAAGCGAAUCAACAAGAUCCUCCUGUCGAGGAAGGAGGCCAACGAAAACUGGCAGCAGUGUCAAAAAAUCGAGGACGCCAUCAACCGGGAAGGCAAGCUGGAGUUCAUGUCCAUCCCCAAGACUCAGGUCAACGUGAAGCGUAUCUUCUUCCCCAAGAACCUCAACUAUCAUAACACCGUGUUCGGCGGCGACAUUCUGCUGUGGAUGGACCGCGUGGCCACCCAGUGCGCGCGUCAGUUCACCCGUAACCGGCACGUCUUCACGAAGCACAUGCAGCGCGUGUUCUUCAAGCAGCCCAUCCUCAUCACCGACGUCGUGGAAAUGAAUGCGCGCGUCGUCUACGUAGGCAAGUGCACUCUCGAAGUGGAGAUCAAUGUGUCGCUGGAAUGGGCGAGCGGGGAGGUGUUCGAGUCGCACUCGGGCUACUUCACGCUGCUCAACUGCAACGAGGCCGGGUGGAAGCGGCCCAUCAUCACCGGCCUCCAGCUGGCCGAUGAUGACCAGUUCUUCCUGCGGAGCUACGUGCAGGCCAAAGAGCGCCGGAAGCUGUGGAAGAAGUGGAAGGUCGACGAGCGGAACGACGCCACCAGCGCCAAGGGCGAGAACGAGGCCAAGUUCUCUCUCGACGAAUAA
This is a messenger RNA of Acanthamoeba castellanii str. Neff, 1077 nucleotides long. RefSeq names its product thioesterase family domain containing protein. The coding region runs from base 1 to 1077 and encodes 358 amino acids. Gene Ontology annotation, molecular function: long-chain fatty acyl-CoA binding; fatty acyl-CoA hydrolase activity. The record is from RefSeq and is a predicted model, not a curated record. Lineage: Eukaryota; Discosea; Longamoebia; Acanthamoebidae. Gene Ontology annotation, cellular component: cytosol. The transcript has 8 exons. Gene Ontology annotation, biological process: acyl-CoA metabolic process; fatty acid metabolic process.